AUGUUGAAAGAAGAGCUAGUGUGGUCAAAGCUGAAUGUUGACGCCUUGUACACAGAAAAGAUUGAGGAACUCAUAAAAGCUGGUGGUAUUCCCCAUUCGAUGCGACCUUAUCUAUGGCCACGGUUUGCUGGAGCCACAAAAAAGCGUGCUGUCGCUGGCUACUCGUACGAUGAGGUCCUACGACAAUCCGCUCAGGAUAAGCCGUCCAUAGGUGUCCAAAUAGAACGUAGUUUACUGAGAACAUUGCCAAACAAUAUUUGCUUCUGGAAGAAAAAUGGUGCAGGGAUAGACGCACUAAGGAGGGUUCUAAAAGCGGUCGCAUUCAUAUAUCCUGAUCUUGGCUUUUGUGAAGGAAUGGGAAUUAUCGUGGCUAUACUUUUGUUGUUUUGCUCCGAAGAGACGACAUUCUGGAUGAUGACUGCCUUGAUUGAGGACAUUUUACCACCGAAUUAUUACAGUCAAACGCUUUUAGGCGUUCAGCGAGCUACAAGGCACCUAAUGAAGUCUCAUGUGCCGGAUUUGAAUCGUCUUAUCGACGAGCUCGAUGUUGAAGUGUCUUUGGUGACCGUUAAUUGGUUACUCACAUUGUUUGCGUCUGUUUUCCCAACAAAAACAUUGAUACGUGUCUGGGAUUUCAUAUUCUAUACGGGAAGCGUCAGUAUAUUUCGGGUCAUUAUUUCAAUAAUGAAAAUGAAAGAAGACGAUAUAGUUGAGUUAGGAAGGAGUUCUAUGUCGUCGGCUGAUCUUUUCAACGCCAUCAGCCAACUGCCGCAAACAGUACGUUAUUUUUAG
This is a messenger RNA of Cooperia oncophora, 792 nucleotides long. The record is from the annotation of a GenBank genome assembly. Lineage: Eukaryota; Metazoa; Nematoda; Chromadorea; Rhabditida; Trichostrongylidae.